GGCUGAGCGCUUUCCGCCAUCCCCCUCAGCGCCGUGCGAUCGUUCGCGGCUGUUCUGUUCCCUUAACUGCGGUCCCACCCCGCUCCCUCCGCGGGCCUCAGGCCGGGCCGCAGGCCGGGGGCGGUGCGCGCUCCGCGGCAUGGCGGGCUCUUCGGCCCGGGGCCCUCUGCCCUGCCUGCUGCUCCGGCUGCUGCCGCUCCUGCUGCUGCCUGCCGCCAGCGCCGAGCCCGAGCUGCGCUUCAAGCCGCCUGCCGAGGCCCCCGUUCGGCUCUUCACCGAGCCCGAGCUGGCCAGAUACGACGGGCACCAGGAAGGACAGCCCAUCUACCUGGCAGUGAAGGGAGUAGUAUUUGAUGUCACCUCUGGAAAAGAAUUUUAUGGAAAAGGAGCCCCAUACAAUGCUUUGGUUGGAAAAGACUCAACAAGAGGAGUUGCAAAGAUGUCUCUGGAUCCAGCAGAUCUUACACAUGACACAACAGGACUCACAGAGGAGGAACUGAAGUCCCUGGAUGACAUCUUCAAUAAUGUUUACAAAGCCAAAUAUCCAAUUGUUGGCUAUACUUCUCGGCGAAUUCUGAAUGAGGAUGGCAGCCCCAAUCUGGACUUUAAGCCUGAAGAUCAGCCACAUUUCAGCAUUAAAGAUGAGUUUUGAGGAACAUUUUCUAUUUAGAGAAUGCUUGGGGAGAGGCACAAUAGAAUAUUAAAUUAAUUCCCUGUGUUGUGGAGUUCAUUACUACAGUUAGUUGUCACGAGUCAGUUCUCUGCUCAGAAAAUGUGUGUGUGUAUAUACAUAGCAUAGAGGAAACAAACAGAUCUGUAGUAGUGUCAUACACCUGGGCUGAUUACUGGGAAUUAUUUAACCUGCAAGUUCUUUCUGCCAGGGUUUCUCUGUUAAGAAGUGUAUAAUGUAAAAUUACAUUCCUUAGAAGAGAGAAGAAAGCUUUUAAUAGUUGAAACAUGACUGGUAGUUUUGUAAAUCCCAGGUUGUUUCCGACUCCUUGGAAAAGUGUAAAUGAAUUAUUUGGACAAGCUAACAUCAAUUCUCUGUGCUUCAUGUGAAUGUAGGUAUCACGAGUACAGACAGGUGCAAUAGAAGCUUACAUUUGAAAAAGCAUUCUGGGGUUUAAUAUUUGAUGGGUUUUGAGAAUACUGGAUAUAAAAGCUCUCAGUCUCUUCAAAUGCAGUUACUGUGAAGUAUUUCUGCAAAGCCUAGAGCUGUAAACUGAGAAAAAUAAAUAUUUUUCCCCUAUGAGGACUACUGUGACAUUUUAAAUAAGACUAUUAUGUUAGGUUUGGAUAAAGGACACUUUACUUUUUAAAAAUAAUUACCAAAGAUGUCAUCUAUAUUAGAUUAUGGUGAUUUCCUUCUACCUUCCUCCAAUCUUUCUCUGACAAAAAGAGGAAAUUGUAGCCCACAGUUUGAGACAUACUCUUACAGCAUGAGUUUAUUAUGGCUGUUUAGUGUCCUGUAGAUGUUGUUAGCAUUUUUAUAUUAACAUUUUCAGCUCUCUUUUUUUUGUCUCUUAGUUUUUCUUUGUUCUUACCCUGGCUUCUUCACUGCUGUUUUAAUGAAGUGUGCAAUGCCAUGUUCCUCUUCCUCUUAACGUGAUGCAGAACUGCAGGUCCUGCAGGGUGAAAGCAGACCUCUUUAUGGCAUUUUCCUGGCAGUCUUUCAGCAACAAGAGGACUGUAAAAGCCGGAGCUGUAUAAGUUGCUGCUAAUCCCAGACUUUCACUAACUUAAGUAGAAUGUGAAUUGUCCCAUAUGUGGAUUUAUCUGUCACCAUUUUGAUUGCUAUGGGAAAAACAAAGCAGCUGCUUCUAAUUCUGUAUUAAUAAUACAGAUAUAAUAAAAAUAUGAUUGUGUAUUAUUGUUCAAUUUCUUAAGCAUUUUGGUAACUUUCUAUGAAGGGAAGAUUUUAUGAGUUGAUUCUCCACCUCCUAGUUUGCAGGGGACAGCUGCCUGUCAGUUGAAUAACUAGAAAAGCUGUUUCUAAAAGCUGCAAAUUGUAUUUGCCCAUUCUUUCACAAUGUUACAUCUAGAAAUAGAUGUUAUUCUAGAUUUGUUUUGUGUCUCACUAUUAGACCACUUUGUUUGCAGGAGGGACUCCAUGGGCCCUUCCACUGUUGGAUGGUGCAUUGAGUAGAAAAAAUAAAUCAGCAUCUAAGAAAUUACUAUUGCUUCAGAUAAUUAUUUUUGUAUUAGUGCUUAUUAUUAUUACUGCUCACCUUCUGAUUAGAGACCAGCAGUUGGGAGUUAGCUCCUUGAUGAUACCUGUUGUCUUUGUGGGAAUGCAUGUGGGUUUGGGGGUUGGUUGGUUGCCAACAUUUCACAAAUAAUACUUCAUUGCCUACUUUUUUUUUUUUCUCUUCUCCUUUCCUUGCAUACUUCCUGAUGGGGCAGCUUCAGUAGUUGUUCUGCUGUGAUUACUGCAGAAGUCUUUGCUUCAUCUAGGAUCAUGAUAUCCAACUGCAUUUCAAAAAAAACCCCUUCUAGCUCAGUUGCAGCUCAUCACUGCUGAGAGGCUCAGUGUUCCUGUUCUUUCCCUGCUUUCCCUGUUCUCCCUAUGAAAUCACCUUUGCUGAUGUCCAAGCAG
Molecule: messenger RNA, 2596 nt
Organism: Parus major (Great Tit)
Lineage: Eukaryota; Metazoa; Chordata; Aves; Passeriformes; Paridae
Gene: NENF
Product: neudesin neurotrophic factor
Exons: 4
Coding region: 140-652 (170 amino acids)
Cellular component (GO): endomembrane system; membrane
Source: RefSeq, a predicted model, not a curated record